AUGAGUAAACAAAUAGAAGAGUUGAGAGCCCUGAAAGAUCGAAGAUCAAGAAAUCGUGAAGUACGAGAUUUUGAAGAAAGGAUUUUGUUGGAUAAUCUUGAAGAAACAGAGCGUAUGUUAAAUGGAACUCCUAUUAAUACACAUCGUAAAAAAUUUCCACUAUCAAAACAUGAAGAUCUGAGACAGCUUCAAGUAGAGUAUGAGCGAAUGAGAGAGGAAGAAAAGAGACAGUGUCAGGAUGUAGGUCGACCAAGACGCAGACAAUCUAAUCGUAGUGAUGAAAGUAUGAGUAUACAUCUAAUUAGAGAUCGCAGUAAAUAUAAUCCUAACAAUGAUCCCAAACUUCAAUCAUUAGCAGCUAAUCAUGGAAAACAGAUGGAAUUUUUGUCCAACAGAAAUAAAGAUUUGGAGAGACAAAGAGAUGAGAUCCGAAGGCGUUUGGGUGCAUUGGGAAAGAAGCCAGCAGAUACAGACAAUACAUCAGCAUUACUAGCAGAACUCAGAGAUCAGGAAGCAAGAAACCAAAGAUUAUUAGAUGAACUUAAAAAACAACUUUUGGCUUCCAGACAACCUGUUGCUAUUAUUGGAGAGCAACAACAAGUUCAGCAGAAGAAAACCUACACUUAUCCUGUAUAUUAUGGGAAUUCAUUGGUAGCAGAAAUCAGUGCUAUUCGACAAGCUUACAUACAGAGUGGUGGAAAUGAUCCUGAAAUCUUGGCUCAACUGGCUCAGAUGUUAGCAGAGGCUCAAGCAAUUGAAGAAGCCAUGAGGAACAAAAGGCCACCAGAACCAAAGAGAAAAGAGAAAAAGACCACUGAAGUCACAUCUCAUGUAAUGACAAUGGAUAUGGAGAAUGAAAGAUUAAACAGGGAACUCUUGUUACUGCAAGAACAGAAUCUUAUGGCUCGUAACAGACGUAAAGAUGAUAGAGAAGGUAGGCUGCCAUCAUUAAGGCUUGGUCUUGGAGGAACACUUGGAUCUGGUCUUGGAUUUCUAGGAAGCACUUCACGAUUAGGAAUGUCUGGACUAGGUACUUCAGGUCUUGGGUUAACUGGAACAGGUUUAACCUUGGGUCAGUCUUCCAGAUACAGUUCCUUGCACAAACCUCUUUAUGGUAGCUCUACUUUCAGUUCUAAUCCUCUGUAUAAAUCUAUUUUAGAACAAUCUGACAAUAAUAAUAUAAAUGUAGGGCUAUUAAAUUCUAUGACAGGUCGGGCUUCUGUUUUGGGUCGACCUGGCACAGGAUUAGGUUAUAGAUCUUAUAGACCUGGAUUGUCUUAUAGAAAUUCUUUUUUAGGUGAGGGUGGCCAAACUUCUGUCUCCAAGUAUGGUCUAAACCCUUCAAUCAGGGACUCUUUAGAAUUGCGUAAUAAUAAUAAUCUUGUUGAUAUUGGCACAAGCCCAAUUUCUUCCUCUCGAUUAGCUAGGCCUCUUACUUCCUUGGGAUUGCGAAGUCCAGUUAUUGUUGAACCCAACCAACGAAAGCCAUAUCCAUUAGACAGUGUUCUACCACCAGAUACAAUCAAUGUUUCUUCUAAUACUCCAUAUCAGGCAUCUUACAUAAGUUCGUAUCCUCAUUCAAAGAUUGAAAUUGAACUGAGAGAUAGCUUUGAAAAUUUUGAGGAACCAUAUGAAUAUAAUGAAACACAUCCAACUGUUCCUAAAUUAAAAUUGCAUACUGAUCCUCCUCCUGAAGAUAAAGAGUCAGACAAUCUAAAAGAAGAGGAAAAACUGCCUUCUCCAUCCAAAGAUAAAAAGAAGAAAAAACCUAAACCGUCUCCCAAAAAUCGUCCUGAAACAAGAAAUUCUGACGGUAGUAGAUCAUCAAUUGUAGAGCCUAAACCUUUAAAGUCUGCAUUAAAAAACUCUAAAACUUUAGAGCCAUCUUCACCCUCUGAUCUCAAUAAUCAUCCUUCAAAUCUAAAAUCAUUUGCUGGACCUGAUGAUUAUGAGGUCUAUGAUUCUGAUGUGAUAUAUGACCCAGUUCCUGAUACUGUACAAAAUCCUCCACCUAAAAAACCUUUAUAUACACCCAAAGUCUAUGAGCAGUUGAAUACUCAAAAAAUAAUUCCUAUUGAUUCUGCUAGACCUUUGCAAAGUACAAAUCAGUUUUUACCCAUAUACUCUGCUCAGCCAUAUGUAUCACCAGUUCCUAUACAAACCACAACUCCAAUUGUGUCAUCUGUUCCUCAAUAUUAUAUACAGCCAAUCACACAGCCUACCUAUAUUCCUCCUGCUAACCCAGAAACUUAUGCAGUACCUCCUAAAACAGGAGACACAGAUCCUACACCCAAUACUCAGUCAACUCAACCUCGCGUUACAUACUUACCUAUGUCUCAUCCUGACAUGUAUCAACCACCACCAACUACUGCUGUUUCUAGCGCAGCUUCCACUCCCACUUCAUCACAGAGAAAUUCACGUCUGAGAUCACAUCGACACAGACCUGGAGUCAGUCCCAUACCAGAAGAAAGUCUUUCAGCUCGCCCUGCACCGGUUGGCGAUUCAAGUCCUUCACCUUUUGAUACUACUCUUGAUUCUCAAGAACCAAGACGAGUUCUCCAUUCUUAUCCUAAACCACCAUCUGACCCCAAUGAUCCAUACAAUUAUUAUGCAAGAAUACCACCUGUAACAGUUAUUAACUAUCCUUCACCAGUUCUCCCUUCUCCUCGAAAGGCUCAAGAUGAAAUCAUUAUAAUUUCUGGAAACAAUGAUAACAAUGAUACGGGGGGUUCGGGAGAUUGUCAAAUAUGUUCAGCUUAUUUCACACAUAUCCCUUUUGAUUCUGGCAAUGAUUCCUCCCAAUAUCCUCAAAUGCCAUAUAACUAUUCACAAUAUUAUUAUCCUCAACAAUAUCCUCAAUAUUAUCCUCAACAACAGCCACAACAAGCUGUUCAGGCACCUACCUCUGAGGAGCUAAAGGCAAGAGCAACCACUGUUGCUCCUCCAGCGGAUCCACCAACAAUUACUGCAAGUGUUGAACACCACAGCAAUGGCCAUUCACACACUUUGCAUGUACCUCCAAUGUCUAGUAGAGCUCCUACAGCUGCUACUAUCAUACCUAAUGAUAGUGCAUCAGUUGUUCACAGUGCUAGAGAACAUAAAUCACAUCGAUCACAUAAGUCUCAUAAAUCACAUAAAUCACACAAAUCACAUAAAUCACACAAAUAAUGUGUAUGUAUCUGGAUUGCCAAACAAUUGCCAAUUUCCAAAGCUGAAUAUAUUUUACAAUGUCCUCUGAACUUGCCAAAUCCUUUGUGCCAAAUUUUUAUGAACCAUUUUGAUUAGAACAAGCUUUCAUGAAAAUAUAUAUAAUAUUUUAAACUUUCAAUACUCCAAACAAUAUAUUCUUCACUCUUAGUUUAGAAUUAUGUUUCUGCUUCUUUUCUGUGUUUAGCACUUGGUGUUUCUCUGUGUGCAACCUUUUUAUUUAGAACUUUUUUGACAACUGGAAAAUGUAAACAAGCUUGUUCUCAUUAAUUUGGUUCUUUGUUAUAAGCAUAAGCUGAGAAUUGUACUUACCUGUUAGAUUUUAGAAAGUUUAUCAAUUAUUUUUUUUUUUCAAAUUGUAUAUUUAAAAGAAGACAGUUUAUAAAUCUGUAUAUUUUAAGAAAUAAAUUUCUAUUUUUAU
Messenger RNA from Lottia gigantea (owl limpet), 3628 nucleotides. RefSeq lists its product as hypothetical. The transcript is spliced from 8 exons. NCBI's taxonomy places the organism in Eukaryota, Metazoa, Mollusca, Gastropoda, Lottiidae. The record is from RefSeq and is a predicted model, not a curated record. Bases 1 to 3168 code for a protein of 1055 amino acids.